Molecule: messenger RNA, 304 nt
Organism: Dentiscutata heterogama
Lineage: Eukaryota; Fungi; Glomeromycota; Glomeromycetes; Diversisporales; Gigasporaceae
Source: the annotation of a GenBank genome assembly
AUACUGUGAUGAUAUUACAUGGGUGAAGCAAACCGUAAAUAGAAGAAUGGCUAAAGGACAUGGUUUCUAUUUACAACAUGCAAAAGAAACUUGCUUAAUGGGAAGAAAAGGAAAGGAUCCACCAGGAUGUAAACAUUCAAUUUCUUCCGACGUAAUAUUUUCUGAAAGACGUGGGCAAAGUCAAAAGCCAGAAGAACUAUAUGAAAUGAUCGAAGAAUUAGUUCCAAAUGGAAACUACUUGGAAAUAUUUGGUAGGAAAAAUAACUUACGCGAUUAUUGGGUAACUAUUGGCAAUGAAUUAUGA